GGGCUGUUUUCUAACCACUCCAUCAAUAUUGCAUAUAAAACACCUCUGCAACACUGACCAUUUGGACUUGGAGAAACCACCAAAAAUCCCAUCUUUCAUAAAAACUCUUCCAAGGAGAACCAAUAAUCCCUCCCUCUUCUUAGCCACCAUGUUGCUAGGCAAAAAGCUGAACCCGAUGAUCGGAAAAUUCGCCGGCGUACCGGUUUCCGGCACUGCCAAUGAUGGUUCAACCAGCCCAAGAAGUCCUCUGGACCGGAAGGUUCAAUCAGCAAGAUGCCCAAAAAGUUACGAUCUUGGCGGGGUUGGACUGGCUAUAGUAGCUGCCCUUGAACAAUCCGGUGAAAUUCCGGCCGGUAUGGUGGUGUACAGCCGGAAAUCGAAACGGUCCGUCCCAAUUCCGGUGAACCCAGGUCGGAUUCCGGCGAGGGUCGUCUCUGAACCCAGCAGCCUGGAAGAAGAGUACACCAUAGUCACCUGCCGGCGCGGCGCCGACAACCAGACGUACACCAGAGUCUACUGCGACAACGGCGAGGUCUCCAGUUACAGAAUCCCGGCGAGAAGUCAUCGACCGAGCGUCUUCACCAUUUCUCCGGCGAGAUUUGCAGAUACUCCGGCAUGCCCAAACUCAGAUUUCCUCAAUUCAUGCCAUUUAUGCCACAAAAAGCUCACCGGCAAAGAUAUAUACAUGUACAGGGGAGAAAAGGGUUUUUGCAGCACGGAAUGUAGAUAUCGGCAGAUAGUGAUGGAUGAGCGCAAAGAAAAUUGCAGCUUGGAGAUUUCUGGGUCGCCGUACAAAAAUGAUCAGCUGUUUUCGACCGGAAUUCUGGCCGUCUGAUGAUCGGAAUUGCUCCGGCUACUUUUUUUUAAUUAAUUUUUUUGGGGGAUUAUGUAAUAUUGUUAUAAAUUAAUGUUAUUAUAGAGAUGUAAAUGGGGGUGAUGGGUAUAUAAAGUAUAACUUCGGAAUACUUCUAUACACGCCUGAGAAAUGCGAUGAUAAGGGAUCUUCUUUUCUUUAAAUGUUCUAAUGUAAUGAAAUUUUUGACAUUUUUGUCCACUUUUUCUUGCAUAAUUGCUUCAUUUUCUUCAA
Messenger RNA from Cuscuta epithymum, 1087 nucleotides. NCBI's taxonomy places the organism in Eukaryota, Viridiplantae, Streptophyta, Magnoliopsida, Solanales, Convolvulaceae. The record is from the annotation of a GenBank genome assembly.